Molecule: messenger RNA, 375 nt
Organism: Paraglomus brasilianum
Lineage: Eukaryota; Fungi; Glomeromycota; Glomeromycetes; Paraglomerales; Paraglomeraceae
Source: the annotation of a GenBank genome assembly
AUGGAGGAAGCUUACUCUAAACCAGGAUGGGGAUAUCAUAUCGCCAUAAGUGAUAAUGGAAAAGAAGUUGUCAAAUUUGGCAUUCAAGAAAGUCGCGUACGCGGCCUUGUACCGAAUAGGAGCGCACAUUCGCAAGAUCGCAGCUCUACGUACGUGCUUGUGAUGGAUCGUAAUGAUCCCGAUAAAUGGAUAAGGAUAGAAACGCCAUUAGAUGAAGUUGCUGGGGUAGUUGAUUUUGCAUCGGACCCUAACUCGCGAAUGAAGGAGGAAUAUUUCAAUACAAUAUCGAUCCGGAGCAUACAGAACCAUACAAAACCUUGGAUGAAACUAGCGUAUGGCAGCGUGAUAUUCCGAGGGCAUACAAACACGAUAUGA